AUGAAGUCUGCAGCAAUCGAUUUGUCCCGACACAUUUCGUUACAAAUUGGAGCUCUCAAACUGUUCGAAAUAUGGUUUUACAUACCGCACAACAUGAAGGAUGUCCGAUUUUGGGUCUGUAUUUGGACGAGAAUAGUUUUGGGCAUCGCCGUGUUUGUUAUACCGACGGGCAGCCAACUUAUUUAUGCAGUGCGCCUGAUAAUGUCAGGGAACGCUGAAAUACAGGAGGUGGCCGGAAUCAUUAACUUGGUAUUGACCGAACUGCUGGUCUCCCUGAGGCUCUUAGAUUUGAGUUUGCGUCGGCAUCUGCUUUCACAACUCGCUGAACAGCUGAAGAGCGAAGAAUUCCAGUUCCAUUCGCCAGCGCAGAAGAGAAUUUUAGAAAAAGCUGUGGAAUCUUCUAGAAGAUUGUUUUGGAUAUUGCUCUGUAGCUGUAGUUCUGAUGUGCUUGUACACGUCGUGGUGGUGCCGGCUUUGCAUAAUUUCCAAACUCUACCUCUGAAGAUGGAUCUUGUGUACUUAGACGUUGAUAAAGAAUCGUAUUUCAAUUAUUUAUGCGCUUAUCAGAUAUUGUACAAACCUAUGAUGCUGGCAACAUUCACAGCGCUCCAAACAUUACCAUGGGCCACCAUGACUUGCGCAAUCAGCCAAUUGGACGUUUUAAUUUAUAACUUAGAGAACAUAAGAGACCUUGUAAAAACUUCUGUGGCUGAAAAGCAGUGCACUGAAAAUGAAGCAUUCAGAGACAUUUUCAAAGACUGCGUUCUCCACCACUGUUCCAUAAUAAGAUUUGUGAACACAAUACAAAAUGUGUUCGGCGGACAGUUAUCGGCAACAUUGUUUUUGAGUACUGGUAUUUUGGGAACAACUGCCGUACAAAUAUUUUCGAUUGAAUCUCCAUUGAAGAACUUAACGGAAGUUAUAUGGGUUCUGGCUUACCUGUCAAUUUUCAUAUGUAACCUAUUCAUUGAUUGUUACUUUGGAAACACUAUCACUGUAAAGAGUAUGCACGUCUCAACGGUAAUAUUUUCUUGUCCCUGGAUUGAGCUACCAACGACUGUAAAGAAGAAUCUGGUUAUCUUCAUAGCAAAGACUCAGAGACCGCUUGUCAUAACUGCGGCGAAGCUCGUCCCUGUGUCCCUGGAGACCUUCACCAAGGUUAUGAAUUGGACUUACAAGGCUUUUGCAGUCAUGAAUCAAAUGAAGAAUUAA
This is a messenger RNA of Spodoptera litura, 1212 nucleotides long. RefSeq names its product odorant receptor 46a. Gene Ontology annotation, molecular function: olfactory receptor activity; odorant binding. The record is from RefSeq and is a predicted model, not a curated record. Gene Ontology annotation, cellular component: plasma membrane. NCBI's taxonomy places the organism in Eukaryota, Metazoa, Arthropoda, Insecta, Lepidoptera, Noctuidae. Gene Ontology annotation, biological process: sensory perception of smell; detection of chemical stimulus involved in sensory perception of smell.